CUCUUGUCCAAAACAACAGAGCGCCGUCAGUGGACAUCUCUGCGGCAACUCUUUCUUCAGUUCCUCCUCUUUGAUAAUCUCUGCUUACUCUACUCACUCUUCUCAACUCUUCUUUUUAACUCUUGGGACAAAGGUUUUGUAUAGAAAUGGAACUUGGAUCCCUUUCUGAUCCCUCUCAGUCCACAUUCUCUUUGAUUGAUGAGGAUCAUACAUUCGCGAAUGCUAUCAGAUAUACUCUGAAUCAGGAUCCAAGGACAAGUUUCUGUGGGUACAGCAUUCCUCAUCCAUCAGAUAACCGAGUUAAUGUUAGAAUCCAGACUACAGUUACAGGUGAUCCAGCAAAAGAUGUAUUCAAAGAUGCAUGCCAGGAUCUCAUGGUGAUGUGCCAACAUGUGAGCAACACUUUUGACAAGGCUGUGGUUAAUUUCAAAAUGAGCAACUCUGUGGAAGGCAUGGAUAUUGAAUCAGAUAGUUAGAUUCUCAGAUUCUCAUCUAUAUGAUUACUUCAUUCUUGAUUACGAAUGUAGGUUAAUACUGUAUGCACUUACAAGUUCUAUUUCACUGUUUCAUGUAUUUGUGUUGGUAGCAAAAUUAUGUCACUAGCUGAUUCUUCUAAUGGAAGUAGUUAAUUAUCUAAUU
Argentina anserina (silverweed cinquefoil) is the source of this 639-nucleotide messenger RNA. RefSeq lists its product as uncharacterized. Gene Ontology annotation, cellular component: RNA polymerase I complex; RNA polymerase III complex. Lineage: Eukaryota; Viridiplantae; Streptophyta; Magnoliopsida; Rosales; Rosaceae. The transcript has 4 exons. The record is from RefSeq and is a predicted model, not a curated record. The coding region runs from base 147 to 476 and encodes 109 amino acids. Gene Ontology annotation, biological process: DNA-templated transcription. Gene Ontology annotation, molecular function: protein dimerization activity.